Messenger RNA from Malassezia pachydermatis, 1191 nucleotides. RefSeq names its product cell cycle-regulated histone h1-binding protein. The transcript is spliced from 4 exons. The coding region runs from base 1 to 1191 and encodes 396 amino acids. Gene Ontology annotation, molecular function: histone binding. Lineage: Eukaryota; Fungi; Basidiomycota; Malasseziomycetes; Malasseziales; Malasseziaceae. The record is from RefSeq and is a predicted model, not a curated record. Gene Ontology annotation, biological process: CENP-A containing chromatin assembly; DNA replication-dependent chromatin assembly. Gene Ontology annotation, cellular component: nucleoplasm.
AUGAAUAGUAAGGAAAAGACUCUUAAUGCUGUUCGAGUAGAUAUUGAUGAAGCUUCACGUCUCUUCGCCCUAAAGAAAUAUGAAUCUGCGUCAGACCUUCUUGCAUCGGCACUUGAAUCACUCCGUGAUGAAUACGGUGAAGACGCACCUGAGUUAGCACCCAUACUUCAUCAGUAUGGUCGCGCUUUGCUAGAGCAUGUUAUCUCUACCUCCAGUGCUUUAGGUGGUGGGGGAACCGUUGAAAACGAUGAGUCGGAUGCUGUUUGUGCUGGUGCGAUGAAGAAGAAUGAUGCACGAUUUAGCUUUGAAGGUGAUGGUGAUGAAAGUGAUGAAGAGGCUGUGCCAUCUCUAGGAAAGCGGAAAGCGAAUGACAUUGACAAUGAAGAUAACGAUAACCAGAACGAUGAGGAGGAAGAUGACGACGACAUGGGUGUUGUUUUCUCUGUUUUGGAUCUAGCACGUGUUUUAUAUGGGCAUAUUUUGGAUGGAACCUCAAGCCAAGUUUCUUCAUCGAAGGGCAAGAGCGCUUCUCGCUGCGAGCUGAAACUCAUUACUGGAGAAGUCUGGGAUCGUAAGGCUAUCGAAACAGACCUAGCCGAGGUUCGGAACGAUCUCGGUGAUGUAGGAUUGGAGACAGAAAACUUUGAACAAGCUUCUACGGACUAUGAAGCAUCUCUAAAUUUGCUAAAGCCCCUCCUUUCACCUUAUUCGCGGAGGUUGUCCGAUGCGAAUCUACGCCUUGGACUUGCCCUUGAAUUUCACCCUGAUCCCGAGCAGCGUAGCCGCGCCCUUGAUUAUAUUGAGCAGGCCGCCAAUGUUCUGAAGCGCCGCUUGGUGGAGCUCUCUAAGGCGUCGGAAUCUAAAAACGCCGAUUCUAAGGACCAAACCGAUGACUCCUUAUCACUACUCGAUGAAGAUCAAGUAAAGCGUGAAACAAAGGAUGUUCAGGAGCUGCUACAGGAUUUGGAAGUCAAGGUCCGUUGGUCGCCUAAGUGUAUUGAUGAAAUGAAAGCCAGCCCUUCGAUGUCGCUCAAAGAUGAUGGAAAGCCAUCAAAUCCCGUUUUGGAGCAGGCUAUUAAAGAAGCAUUCCUAGGUGCUGCUUCAGCUGCAUUCUCAUCAACUCCGGCAACAAGCUCAUCGCAGCCUGUGAACGAUCUCAGCGCGCGUGUCAAGCGUAAGAAGAAGCAAUAG